Messenger RNA from Glycine soja, 653 nucleotides. RefSeq names its product transcription factor IIIA-like. NCBI's taxonomy places the organism in Eukaryota, Viridiplantae, Streptophyta, Magnoliopsida, Fabales, Fabaceae. The record is from RefSeq and is a predicted model, not a curated record. Gene Ontology annotation, biological process: regulation of transcription by RNA polymerase II. Gene Ontology annotation, cellular component: nucleus. The coding region runs from base 70 to 432 and encodes 120 amino acids. The transcript is spliced from 2 exons.
AGUUAUUGUGAUGCGUUUCAGGAGGAGGCCGAAAAUGAAAGAGCUAAAAGGGUUCUCGAAGAGGAGGCUAUGAAAUCAUCCAACAUGUGCGAGGAAUGUGGUGCCAAUUUCAAAAAACACACUUAUUUGUUGCAGCACGUGCAAAGUCAUUCGCUUGAGAUAAGGCCGUAUGUGUGUUCUGCUGGUAACUGUCAGGCAUGUUACCGAAGGAAGGACCACCUGACUUGUCAUCUUUUACAGAAUCAAGGGAAGGUUUUUAAAUGCCCUGUUGAGAGUUGCAACACUGAGUUCUCUUUGCAAAGCAAUAUGAAAGGACGUGUUGAGGAGACCCAUGAGGACAGUUCUACCUCUACCAGUGACAAAAGUUACAAGCAGCAUGCAUGUCCUGAAACUGGCUGUGGGAAGGUUUUCAGAAUUGCAUUGCAGCUAUGAAAGCAUGAAGAUUCUCAUAUGAUUUCCUUCGUAGAGGAGGAUUUUUGAAAAAGCUGAUGAAGAGUUCAGGUCAAGGCCGAGGGGAGGGAGGAAGAGAAAAUGCCCUACUGUUGAAAUGUUAGUUAGGAAGAGGGUUAACCCAUUGAGUCAAUUGGAGAGUUGGUGGUUAUGCAUGCAGGAUAGUGACCAAGGUGAAUUGAGCAUUGUGUGCUCUUAAGUCU